GAUGACGCUGUGAGGGAGAAGUGCUCAGGGACAAAGCUGAAUCAGGUCGGAGGUUGUCUUUUUGGUUUUUAGGCGUCUCAUCCUGGUCUGGUCUGAGACGACUCGCUCUGCAGAACCAUGGGAGCCUCCAGCGACACGGCCUCUCUCGUCUCCGGGCUCGUCGUGUUCACGCUGUGUGUCGUCGUCUCUCGUUGCCAGGACGAAUUCUCCGGACACCACUCAGCUGAAGAUCACACCUACGAAGGAUCUUUGGUCGACCACUAUGACGUCGUCGCCUCCCCUCCACCAGAGUAUCCUCCGGAGCCGACCCGCCGCAGCCACGAGGAGGGGGACCACGACCCUCACGGCCGCAGCCGGGUCACCAUGAUCACAGAGGACGCCUUCCCUUACGCCACCACCACCGAGUCCCACUACGCCAAGGAGGACACGGAGACCAUGCAGGUCCCGUAUGAGUUCCCCGCUGCAGGACCGGACACGGACUCCUCGGGGGAGGAGGGGCCGACAGACUGCGACUGUCAACCUGGAGAACCUGGCUUCGCUGGCUUCGCCGGACCAAAGGGAUCCCGAGGCCUGCAGGGUAAGAGCGGUGAGCCAGGGACUCAAGGCAGAGAGGGUUAUAAAGGAACCAAAGGGGUUCGUGGAAGAGGAGGAGACGCCGGACCAGUGGGCGACGUUGGGCCCGAGGGAGACGACGGAGCCUCUGGUUUCUCUGGAGCCAUGGGAGAACACGGACUUCCAGGAGACCUGGGCCAGCAUGGAGAGCUGGGUCUGAAGGGCGACGUCGGCAUGGAGGGACCCCGCGGAGGAGUCGGCGCUCCCGGUGAGACUGGCCCUCGUGGUGAUGCUGGGCCUCCAGGACCGAAGGGAGGUAAAGGUUCCAAGGGGUCUGGAGGUGACAAAGGAAAAGAGGGUCCACAGGGUCGAGACGGACAGAAGGGUCAGACCGGAGCACCCGGGUUUCCAGGGGACGUCGGCGACAGAGGCUACAUGGGUUACCCCGGACAGCCGGGAGGCUUCGGACCCGGCGGACCAAAGGGCAGCGAAGGUCACGGCGGCCUGCCAGGCAGUGACGGUGACCCCGGAGAAGAUGGUCCCAUAGGAGUCCCGGGGCUGAUGGGAGAGCCUGGAGAAUUUGGUGUCAAGGGGAGCAAAGGGGAUCGAGGUGUGGCCGGUCCUCGAGGCAGAGUGGGCGCUGUGGGAGCUGAAGGAGGACAGGGAGACGCUGGAGUGCCAGGGAAACCCGGGCCGAAGGGCCUGCAGGCCCAGCCGGGGGCCAAAGGUGAGACGGGACCUGAUGGUGACAAGGGAGCAGCAGGAAGGAAAGGCGUUAAAGGAGGAAAAGGUCAAACGGGACGCGUUGGCGGCCACGGGGACAAAGGACAGCGUGGACCAAAAGGUGCGGUCGGUCGCGACGGCGUCCCCGGCCCCGUGGGCUCGCCCGGCAUCCCAGGGACCAGAGGAGAGCGCGGCCCGGUCGGAGAGGCGGGUGUGAAGGGCCGAGCGGGAGCGAAGGGAGUCCCAGGUCCCUCUGGUCCUGGUCUGAGCGACCAGCAGGUCCUGCAGCUGUGUCGCGGCGUGGUGACGGCCCAGAUCUCCCAGUACGCCUCCUCCAUCCGGGCCAAGUGCUCCCAGGGCUGCCCCAUUAACAACCGGACGCUCAUCGGGCCCCCGGGAGUCCGCGGGCAAAUGGGAUCGCCCGGCAAACCCGGUAAAGCCGGAAAAGCUGGAGCAAAAGGAGCCAGAGGUGUUCAGGGCGACAGAGGCCUGGAGGGACAGAAGGGCGAGCAGGGUGACAGAGCUCAAAAGGGACCCAAAGGCGCCGCAGGUGAUCCCGGUAAAGGCCUGCCAGGACCAGACGGACCACAAGGCCUCACAGGUUUGCCGGGUCACCCAGCAGAACCUAAAAACGGCAUGGAGGGUCCCCGGGGUCCUCGCGGCUUCCCUGGUCAGGUGGGCCCACCCGGCACGGUCGGGAUCGCAGGCGUGCCAGGAAUUUGCGAGGCGCGGGACUGCAGCAUUCACGCGCCGGUGACGCGCAAAGAGCAGGGUCUCGUGAAAGGACCCGUCAGUUCAAAAAUCUGAGCCCGAACACGAGCGACAAAGACCACAGUGAAAUUAUAGAUAGUCAGAGAGUCACCUGGGGGCAACCGCAGGGUCCAUCUCAAUGGUUUUUCCAGCCGAAAUUAGAACUGGUUACAUUUUUUUUUUAAAGAAUAUCUAAAUAUGUAUAUGACAAAGUUUUAUAAAGUUGUGACUAAUUCUUUCAGAACACUAACUGAUGAAAAUGUCAGUGGGCCCAGUAUAGAGCCCUGAGGCACUCCGCUGAACGGGAAUCACACCAGCAGAGACUUUUCCAUCCGAGCUGCUCAAAGCUUUGGGCCAACAUUUGACAUUGUAGAUGAUUUAUACUUCCUAAGUAUCCAAACUGCUGCAGUUUUUUACUGGGAACAAUUUGGCUGAAUGUGCUGUACUUUUAUAAAAAACAACAACAACAAAGAGUAAAUGAUUCCCCACUAAAUCCUUCCUUUGGUUUAGUUUUUUUUCUUUCUCUGGUUCUCAAAAUCACCCUCUUAUUCCUUUUUUUUAAUGCAAUGUAAAUAUUUUGUAAAGUAUCUCAAAUACAUGUACUGUGCUCUGGACUGUUUCAGAUAAACUGCCUGAUGUGUUUGUUUUUUGGUUUUUAAAA
Scophthalmus maximus (turbot) is the source of this 2686-nucleotide messenger RNA. RefSeq lists its product as uncharacterized. NCBI's taxonomy places the organism in Eukaryota, Metazoa, Chordata, Actinopteri, Pleuronectiformes, Scophthalmidae. The transcript is spliced from 26 exons. The record is from RefSeq and is a predicted model, not a curated record. Bases 118 to 2082 code for a protein of 654 amino acids.